This is a messenger RNA of Dermacentor silvarum, 4134 nucleotides long. RefSeq names its product BRO1 domain-containing protein BROX-like. The coding region runs from base 128 to 1390 and encodes 420 amino acids. NCBI's taxonomy places the organism in Eukaryota, Metazoa, Arthropoda, Arachnida, Ixodida, Ixodidae. The transcript is spliced from 11 exons. The record is from RefSeq and is a predicted model, not a curated record.
GCUGUGACGCGCUUGUCGGUUGGGUUGUUUUGGUUUGUGCUGUGCAUUUUUAGGCUGGUGGGACUCCGUGCGUGUGAAUUGUGUAAAUCUCUUAUCUUUUGCGCCCAGGACAUUUUCUGGAGCCACCAUGGCCUUCUGGUUUCAUCGAAACCCUUUGAAAGCCACCGGCAUUGUCAACUUUGACCUCAAAAUGCUUGCCAUGGACAGCCAAGCACUGAAGCUCUGCAGUGACCUGCGUCUGGCCAGAAACCACCUACUCGACUUGCUGACAGACCCUUUAAAUGACAUCGGCACAAUUGAAACGGCCCUGAACACUUACCUGGCACUCUUUGCUGGCAUGAUCCUGGCCCCCGACGAAAAGGGAGGGGAGAGCAAGCUGAGAAACACCACAAGGUUUCGCUGGACCCAGACCAUGCUGGGACAAACACCACUUGUGCAGUCGGAUGCAGUCUUUGAGCUGGUCUCAAUCUGCCAAAAUGUGGGGAUUUGGCAUAUGAAGCAUGCGUCGUCCAUUGCCGCCAAGGAGGACAUCAACAUGGAUGAAGCAAAGGAUGUCCACAAGUGUCUCAGGAAAGCUGCUGGCUACUUCAGUGCAAUGAAGGACAAGUACGUAGGACAACUCAGGGAGCAGCCAGUGCCAGGAUCAGAUCUGGACUCACGAGUGUCAACUGCCUACAUCAACCAGUGCACUGCUGAAGCACAGGAAGUGACCAUUGGCCGAGCCAUUGAGAUGAAGCACGCCCCAGGACUCAUCUCUGCUCUUGCUCACGAGACAUCAAAGAUGUACACUUCGGCAGCGGAUUCCCUUGCCAGUCUUGAAGCAUCGAAGUUUGGACGUUGGAGGAAAUUUCUCAUUCUCAAGGCCGUCUUUUAUCUCUCCUAUGCCUACUGCUACGCGGGAGAAAACUUGUUGGCACAGGAGAAGUGUGGAGAUGCAAUCAGAGCCUUGCAGGAAAGCCACAAGUGCUACCAGGAUGCCCUGCAGAUCUGCAGGCAGUACAGUACCAUGAAGGGGCCUGGCUCUGCAGCUAAGAUUGACCAGCACCUUUUCUUCCGCAAGCUUGCACCCUUGGUGAAGCGGACACUCGAGAAGUGCGAGCGAGAGAAUGGCUUCAUAUUCCACCAAAAGGUGCCCAAGGACGCGCCAGAACUGGAAAUGCGGGCCACGUAUGGCCUCGUGAGCCCUGAGGAAUUCCAGAUGCCCACUCACGACAAAGCCUGGACUCCAGUUGUCUACGCUGCUUUUUAUGUACAGUCCAGCAGCGCUCCCGACCCUGCAAACUCGAAGGCAGCUGUCAAGGCUGAAGGUGAUCUCCCAGCAGUGCAAGAGAAGACUGCGUCCCACUCCUCUGCUGACCCAAAAACAGAAAGCGGAUGUGUCUUACAGUGAAGCCGGAUUCCUGGGUCCCAAGGGCCAAUGCCCAGCAGUGCAUUGCUUGGCUAUGUAAAAUAGAGAUGUUUAAUAUAUGCAUGUUUCUGUAAAUGAGCACUUAAGCAGAGGUCCUAUUAUAUGCAAGCAUAUGCACUAUCCUCCUGGACAGCUCAAUCGGCGUAAUUGGUGUGGUGCGUUUAGAGCCCUUUGGCAUUUUUUUAUUACCUCUCACAAACUUCUUGUUCCUUUAAUACGAGUGAUUUCUAAGGAAUCAUACACAGUGAAACACUAGGUAGAACAAACAUAUGAAGACUUCAAAUGUGUCUUAAAGGGGCCAUGACACCAAAUCGCCGAGCUUGAAGUAUGCAUUGCACGUUAAUUCAAGUAAGUUCCACAGCAAGCUGGCAAAAUUUGAUCACUUUCGGUGAGGUAUAAAAUUUGCAUAAAUGUUUUAUAUCGCAUUUGAACCAUACAGCUGCCUAGCAACACUGACAACCUAACAAAAUGAAGAGUGUUUUGCAUGGGCAAUGUGCGUGGUUUUGUUUCUGCAUGUACGUCAUGCCGGUAAGCGUGAAAUAGUUUCUGCAGACGUUCUCUAGUUGGUACUGUUUUUAUCAAGCGAGUGAAAUAAUUGUGAGCACAAUGCGAAAGCAAUGUGCUUGCUGUACCAUUGGGUGCCAGAGCAUGUGGACCAAGGAGAGUUCAGCAUGGUGCACACAUGGCUUCAGAAUAUUUCAGAGCAGACACAUUGGUAACCACGCACUGCUUGACGUCACACAAGCAAUGCCAAAAUGUGGGAGGGUACGCUCUGCAUGCGGCUAGGGCUGAAGGUGCGCUCCGGAGCUAGCCACAUACAGUCAUUCCGUAGUACUUCCCAACCUGUAGAGCGGCUAAUCGCAGCUACGUUGUGUUGGGGUGAAUAAGACAAUGAGCAGCAACAGCUCUAACAAUAUUUAUUGCUGCGCGCAAUAAGGUCCACGCUGUUAAAAGGUAAUAUAAAUAGGAAGGUUCACGUCCAAGGUCGGGGAGCCAGAGAGAGAAUGUCUCCUCUGGGGACGCUCUUUUAUAUGUUUUUACCUUCGCGAGGGGAAUGUCCUCCUCGCAGGCCGGAUACCUUUCCCUUUCCCGAGAGUCUGGGAGAGGAAAGAGUAACGGGAAAACUGGGAGAGGCCAUAGUGUACCUUCCCUGUGACGGCCCGCUGGGUCUCGAUGCGUUCGCAACACGCGAUUCACAUCAGUGUGAAUAUGCAGGAGGAAAUGGGCGCGCGUGCUCUCAACAAAUGGCACUCACUGUCAGUGGGAGGGGUUUAGAGGCAGCUAUUUCAAAUCGAAAUUUUGAGUUCAAACGUGCGCUGAGAAGAGCCCAGUUUUUUUGUUGGUAUAACCAUAUUGGCUUCUUACUCUCAGUCACAAUGAUAAACUCAGAAUGGGUGAACGACCAUGUCAUGGCCCCUCUAAGGGAAAUCAUUGCUUUAUUUUAGUUUACAUUUUUGCUUUAUACCUAAGUUGGUGCAAUGAAUACCACAAUUCAGCAUUUGUAGCUCACAUGAGAUAAAUGCAAAGCCAACUAAUUUGUUAUUUAGCUUAAUAAGAGCUCCAAUUACCAGGAGCAUGCGAAAAGCUGGGCGUGCUGCCAGCAGGGUACACAUUUUUUCCAAGCUUGUAUGCAGUUGAGAUUUUAACUUCUUUUUUUUUUCUUUUUACAUUUUUGCUGUUACUGUUAGGCUGUGAUAAAAUAUGAUCAUGCAGAAUCUUCAUGCUAUUUCUACAAGAUUUACUCAAGAGUUCUUUUCUUUCUUGUUCUUGUACCUUGUAUAAUGUCCCGGUGUGUGCACUAUAUAAUUAUGGGCCCAAAGAAUGUAUGUGUGUUCAGACGGGCAUAAUAUUUGCAGUUUGUCAAAAAAUGCUGGCAUUUUCGCAUAGAAUCAAUAUGUACUACAAAGCACGAUUAACCCCAUACUACUAUUAGUGGUUUGGAAAUAUUUUCAGCCAAAUUAACCUGUAAUCCUGACUAGGUUGUCAGAUGAAAGCUAAUAUAUGCUUUCAAUACGAAUAAUGCAUAUUUUACUUUGCUUGGUUGUGUUGCAGCAGAUGGAAGUGGUGUGUACUGUAAAUAUGUCCUGCCAAUCUGACUAUAUGCCGUAUUUUAUGCACUACCUGUUCUGCAACUUGCCUUUUGGUGUUGUGAAAAAUUGUGCACGUCUUGGCUUUCAGAGUUUAUAACUUUUCAUGCGUGCUUUUUUAGGCUGUGAGAUAUGCCUGUUCGAACCGUCGCACCUUAGCUUAGUGAGGCGCCCUACUUUGUUUGGUUUUAAUCCACUGUUAGAAAAGUUAGUGUUGGGAGACACCAAGCCUUUUUGUCUAAGGAGGGUUCCCUUCAUGUUUGGAUAAAGAAUUUCCGAGUGCUUCUCAAGAGCCACUGAGGUAUGCUAUCGCACAGGGCUUGAAAGCUGCUUGCAGCAUGUGUUUUGUGUUGAUGUGCAUACUAUGCAGACGCUAUUUUUGUACAUUGUGGCAGGCAAUAAAAGGUGCUUUACCGCUUGUACCAUAGAAUGUCUGGAAGAAAUGUCUGUUUAGUCUCUUGUUAUUUGCAUCUGUUCGAAGAUUCAUUAAGUAGGAAAGUUGCUAUACUAAUGCAUGGAGAUGUAAAUGCACAUAAAAUGCCAAGACAGGAUGCAGUUUCAUUCAGUUCAUUUGCUUUUGUUUUCAAAGCAUUUCUGGAAGGUUCUGGGUUAAAAGCUGUCUUCUACAGCCUUACGGCA